UUGCCAUCGAACAACGCACCUGAUGACAAUUUAUACCGGUAGCUCCUUCUUUUAUACAACCAUAGAUACCGGUAGUUCUCCCUCACCUUAGUGUAUGGGAGAGGGGACUGCCUUGCUGUCUUAACCUCCCCGAUUUUAAUCCUUUAGAGGUAGGUGACGUCUUCACAUGCGGCUUCUUGGCCAGUAUAGGUACCAGGUAAGAAGGAACGUGAGCCUCUCCCUAUGGAAGGUGGGCGAGUUAUCCGAGGUAAGUCUAAGCCUUCCUCUCACGAUAUGCCUGAUGGCAAGCUCCUGUGCGCAUGAAUGCUUCGCGGGCUUCCGGUUUCGAGCUUCUGCCACAAGCUUCCUCUGUCAUUUAUACUGCCGCUGUUUGCAACCAGAGGGCCAUAUUUUACCAACCGGCUCGUUCUUCCUUCCGGACUUCUUUUGCCAUCCAUCUUGGGGUCCUCGCCAAUGGUGCAGUGACCAUAACCUUCCACUCUUGUCAUCCAGCACACUUCACCCGACGGGAAACCAUAGACGCAAGUUCCGGCACCAUGGCGCUGCUCACGUUUCUAAAGCGCGUGAUGAGACUUGGCCAGCUGCCGCUCAUCCUGCUCUUCACGAUGCCCUUGUCGCUGCUCGCUGGCUUCACCACAGUCCUUGGCUUCUGGUUCCUCCUCGCGCGGCUUUGCUACGCGUAUUUCGACGCCGCCGUUGCCAGCGUCUGGUACUUUUUGGUGGGUAAGAGCCAUUCCGACGCCCCCGACUACGGCGGCGCGACAUCCCCCGGCUCGUCGCCGAGCCGCAGCCCGGGCCCGUUUCCGCCGCUGCCGGCCUAUUGGAGGGCGGGCCACGAGACGCCCAGCCGCCGCCGAAGCACCUCGCAGAUCGAGCAGUAUCUGGCCCGCCACGACGUCGACCUGAACGCAUGGAGGCACCCCGACUAUGAUCGGGAAGACCUGCAAACCAGGCACGACCGCGACUACGAGGACGUCUUCAUCGGCUCGUACUGGGUCGGUAACCUCCAAGACGAGCAGACACUGACCGACGCCCACAACCGGAGGAUGGACUCGAUGGAUCCGAUGUUGAAGGAGUAUAUCCGCCGGCAAAGGGCUCGUCGGGAGAGAGAGCGGCGCGAGUACGCCGCGCGCUCGCGGUCGGCCGCGGCCGGCCACCAGACGCCGACGCGGAACGGCGGGGCCACCCCGAAUGUGAAUGGGUCGGCGCACCAGUCGCCUCGGGACGGCGGGACGAACGGUGACAGUUCUCCCUCGCCUCAUCGCCGCCGGGUUAAUGGCAGCGGGGGGUUCAGUGUGCCGCCUGCCAUCCCCGAGUCGGAUCUGGAGGAUUCGUUCGAUGCCAGCAACGGUCUUAAGACGAGUCCAUGAUUGGCAGGAGAUGAGGAGUUUCCUAUCGUUGGUGUGGUUUGAUUGGGUUGGGUGGAUGAUGGGCGUCGAUCCUCGAGAGAUGGACAUCGCGCAGGCCCUGGAUGGUGUUUUAACCCCACUGCAUUGUGGUGUUUCCUGAAGCAGAGGGAUUACAAAGGUAUUGUCAAGCAAACAUGGUUAGCCGCGAAGACGGAAACAUCGCCUG
Thermothielavioides terrestris NRRL 8126 is the source of this 1575-nucleotide messenger RNA. RefSeq lists its product as uncharacterized. The transcript has a single exon. The record is from RefSeq and is a predicted model, not a curated record. Lineage: Eukaryota; Fungi; Ascomycota; Sordariomycetes; Sordariales; Chaetomiaceae. The coding region runs from base 537 to 1370 and encodes 277 amino acids.